This is a messenger RNA of Aspergillus puulaauensis, 726 nucleotides long. Its product is annotated as putative urea hydro-lyase/cyanamide hydratase. NCBI's taxonomy places the organism in Eukaryota, Fungi, Ascomycota, Eurotiomycetes, Eurotiales, Aspergillaceae. The transcript is spliced from 2 exons. The record is from RefSeq and is a predicted model, not a curated record. The coding region runs from base 1 to 726 and encodes 241 amino acids.
AUGUCGGACCCUGUCAAACAACACGGCUUCGCCGCCGUUCCUGCAAAUCCAGAGACCGUCUUCAAAGACGCAAAUCUCACAGCCAAGGGCAGCCCAGUCGCAAUUCCAGUCUCUGAGACACCCACUCCUGCCACCCCCCUCGCCCGUAGAGUCGAUGAAUACUGUCGCAAGAAUCUGCCCAAACCAGUAUACCUGCAUAGCCUCCGGGUAUACCACCUCGGCCUGGCGAUGAAGCGCUACGUCGCUCCGGACUGGGAAUUCAGCGACGAGACAUACUUCCUGGCGUGUCUGUUGCAUGAUAUCGGUGGUACACCGGAGAACCUACGCGCGACAUUGUUGAGCCACGAGUUCUUUGGCGGAAUCCUCGCUCUCGAUCUGUUGCAGAAGGACUCUGCGGGCGGGAAUGCAGUGGCGUCGAAGCCUCAGGCGGAGAGCGUAGCAGAGGCCAUUAUUCGACACCAGAAUUUGUGUCAGACGGGGAGUCUUACUUGUAUGGGGCAGAUCUUGCAGCUUGCGACGAUUUUUGAUAAUACUGGGGCGCACUCGCAUUUGGUGCAUGACGAUACCGUGCAGGAUGCGAUUAAGCAUUAUCCGCGCACGGGCUGGAGUUCGUGCUUUGCGUCCGUGGUCAAGGAUGAGACCACUUUGAAGCCCUGGGCGCAUACGACUGCUAUUGAUGGCUUCCAGGAGAAGAUCCUGGGGAACCCGUAUAGGAAGUACGAUUAG